This is a messenger RNA of Bipolaris zeicola 26-R-13, 3021 nucleotides long. RefSeq lists its product as uncharacterized. The transcript is spliced from 3 exons. The coding region runs from base 1 to 3021 and encodes 1006 amino acids. NCBI's taxonomy places the organism in Eukaryota, Fungi, Ascomycota, Dothideomycetes, Pleosporales, Pleosporaceae. The record is from RefSeq and is a predicted model, not a curated record. Gene Ontology annotation, molecular function: ATP-dependent chromatin remodeler activity; ATP binding; metal ion binding.
AUGGCGCUGCGGCGAUCCACCCGCAAGUCAACCAACAGCGUCGCCAACGAUGUCGCCCCCGCAAGCUCGCCCGUUCCUGCAGCUAAAAUGAAAGAUUCCUCAGCAGUGGAUACUCGCCACCAGCAGAAACGCACUCGCGCUUCUCGCACCUUUGUUCUGAAUUCCUCUGACCAAGAGAGCGAUACGACUGAAGCCAUUGUACCCAAGGCAUCUACACAAACUCGUCGGGUUCUCAAGGCAGUCUCGAUCCCCGCUUCCAAAACUCAGAAGACGCCUGCCACUCGCAGUCGGCUCUCUAGUGUCAACACCCGACAGACAGAACAGAAGAGCUCGACUGGUUCACCUUCGCUAGAUAAUUCAGACUAUGAAACGCCAGGGACGAGCAUAUCAACUACACCAGCUACUUCAGUUAACCGUGGAAAGAUGCCCGCUCGCCGUGGCCGCAACACGGCCACUACACCGUCGCAAAGCAGCGCAUCGAUCUCGAAACGAUCCCGUAACAUGGUACUAGACUCUGAAUCUGAUAGUGUUACACUUGAUAUGGAUGCGGAGAUUGCUCUACAAAUGCAGCUCGAGGACGAAAUGGAUAUGCCGCGAAGCAAGCGUCAGAGGACGGAAGAAGAGGAUGAAGAAGAUGAACAUGAGGACGAAAUUUCAGAGUUAGAUGAGUUGGACUCGCCACCUCCCUACAUCGGCAAAGGAAAAGGCAAGGCUCAAGACGUUCCGAUCAAGCGGGGUCGCUCUGCUCGCUCAAGUGCGAAGAAGGGCAAAUUCACAGAAGAUGACUUCAUUGAUGACGAAGAAUCUGAUGGCGGAGAUUUCCUACCUGAUGAGUAUGAAGAGCAUGAUGAUCUUGAGUCCUUGAUCGCUCUUGAAGAGGCGAUGCUUCCAAGCGACAGCGAUGAGGAGCCACUAAAGAAAACCGCUGCACGCCUGAGAAAGCUUGCUGCAGCGAGGCCAGCUAGGGUGGCUCGAGGCACUAAGAAGCAGUUGACCCACGAUGAAAGGGUUGAAGCACAUGGACGACGGGCUAGGUUUGCGCACAUUGCGGAUAAAUGGGAGCGGAAGCGCGCCAUGAACCGUGAGCGAGCUGAACAGCAGCACCCCAAACUACGGACCAUGUGGGAUGAUUUGAAGAAGAUUCCUGUUCUUGAGGUCCAAAAGGCAGAGCAGCCGCAGUCAAUCAACAGGCGACUGAAGCCAUUCCAACUUGAGGGACUCAGUUGGAUGAUUCGCCAGGAACAGACUCACUACAAGGGUGGCCUGCUCGGAGAUGAGAUGGGCAUGGGCAAGACUAUCCAGGCUGUCUCCCUGAUUAUGUCUGAUUACCCCGCGAAGCAACCUACACUUGUGUGCGUUCCACCCGUUGCUCUUAUGCAGUGGACGAAUGAGAUACGCGAGUACACAGACAACAAGCUCAAAGUUCUUGUGUAUCACGGCACAAACGCCAAGUGCAGAAAGAUGACAGUCAAAGAGUUGAAGUCUUACGAUGUCAUCAUGGUCUCCUACAAUUCUUUGGAAUCGCUGCAUCGCAAGGAGACAAAAGGAUGGUCUCGCGGAGAAGAUAUCAUCAAGGAAGCGUCGCCACUCCACGCCAUCUACUAUCACCGCCUCAUCCUGGAUGAAGCGCACAGCAUCAAGUCACGCAACACAGGUGUAGCUAAGGCUUGCUUUGCGCUGAGGAGCGACUACAAGUGGUGCUUGUCCGGUACACCAGUUCAGAACCGUAUUGGAGAGUUCUUUUCACUCCUUCGCUUCUUGGAGGUUCGUCCCUUCGCAGAUUACUUCUGUCGUUCGUGUGAUUGCGAAAAGCUCCACUGGGCUACAAAUGACGACCAUAUGUGUGUCGCGUGCAACCACGGAGCGUCCGAGCACAUUUCCGUGUUCAACCAGGAGCUGCUUAAUCCCAUCACUGGCGAUGACCCUGAGCUUCGAGAAGAGGCCUUGACCAAGCUUCACCUUAUCACUGCUCGUAUCAUGUUGCGACGCAUGAAGCGCGACCACACCAACUCCAUGGAGCUUCCUAUGAAGGACAUCAUCAUUCACAACGAGUUCUUCAGUGAAGUGGAGCGUGACUUCUCGACCUCAAUCAUGUCAAACUCUUCGCGCAAGUUCGAUACAUAUGUUGCACAGGGUGUUAUGCUCAACAAUUACGCCAAUAUCUUCGGUCUGAUUAUGCAGAUGCGUCAAGUCGCUAACCAUCCUGAUCUGCUGCUUAAGAAGAAGGCAGGUGAAGGCGCUGGUAAUGUCUAUGUCUGUAAUAUCUGCGAUGAACCGGCUGAGGAUGCUGUUCGCUCGCACUGCCGCCACGAGUUCUGUCGUGCUUGUAUUAAGGACUUCAUGGAUACUUGCGAGGCCUCAGGAACCGAGGCUGACUGUCCCCGCUGCCAUAUCGCCUUGUCCAUCGACUUUGAGCAGCCCGAGCUCGAGCAAGAUGUGGACUCUGUCAAGAAGACAUCGAUUAUCAACCGCAUCAAGAUGGAGAACUGGACUUCUUCCACCAAGAUUGAGAUGUUGGUGUACGAUCUGUACAAGCUCCGAAGCAAGAAGCAGACGCUUAAGUCGAUCGUCUUCAGCCAGUUUACUUCCAUGUUGCAACUGAUUGAAUGGCGUCUUCGUCGCGCUGGUUUCAACACGGUCAUGUUGGAUGGUAGCAUGACGCCUGCACAGCGGCAGAAGAGCAUUGACCAUUUCAUGACGAAUCCGGAUGUUGAGGUUUUCCUGGUGUCUCUGAAGGCUGGUGGUGUUGCUCUUAACCUGACGGAGGCUUCUAGGGUGUUCAUUGUCGACCCAUGGUGGAACCCCGCUGCCGAGUGGCAGUCUGCGGAUCGUUGCCAUCGUAUCGGUCAGCGUCGUCCCUGUGUCAUCACACGUCUUUGCAUUGAGGACAGUGUUGAGUCGCGUAUGGUUGCGCUGCAGGAGAAAAAGGCGGCCAUGAUUGCUGGAACGGUCAACAAUGACAAGGUUGCCAUGGAUCGCCUUAGUCCUGAGGAUUUGCAAUUCUUGUUCCGUGGUACCUAA